AUGUACAUACAUACACAUGUACGUACAGACACACAUACAUACAUGUACAUACACGCAGAUACAUGUACAUACAUAUGUACGUACAUACACACAGACAUAUGUACAUACAUACACAUGUAUGUACAAACACACCCCCCCCCCAUAAAAAGUUGCAGUACUUCGUUGUUCACUCACAGAUCCGGGUACUGCACUCUAGGGGGAGGCAGAGAGCACAGCACACACUCCUUGCUUUGCUUUCACUGCGCUCAGCUAUUGAGCUCCCAGUGCCACUGACAGAUCCGGCCUGAGCUCCGAGCCUGCUCAGCAAGACUGCCCUGGGGGGGACACUUGCCCCCCACCAUAAUUUCCACUCGCCAUUGGCAAGCAGGCGCGAGUGGAAAUUUCAAGCCCUUAUAUACGCUGCGCUAG
Molecule: messenger RNA, 408 nt
Organism: Staurois parvus
Lineage: Eukaryota; Metazoa; Chordata; Amphibia; Anura; Ranidae
Source: the annotation of a GenBank genome assembly